AUGGCCACCUCGAUGUCGACGAAGGGCCGUAACGAAUGGGAUCCCAGGCGCUUGAGGGACCCGGGGCUUAUCGUGCAAUUCCGUCGUACGCUCAUCCCCGCCAUCCACACCAUCAUAGAGCAAUGGGAACGGCGUGAACGCGAGAUUGACGCCAUCGUGCUUAAGGACCUUGACGAUCCUUACUACACAAUUGACAAUGCUUUGUCGAGGGAAUUUAACGCUGAAUUCGCUGCCCUGCCCGAAAGAAUUUGCCAAGGCCGAACCGACCCCCAUCAAAUUGCUGCCGAUCAGCGUGAUCAGUGUUUCGUGAUUCGUCGCGGACCCGGGAGCCACGAGGGACUCGUCGUCAUGUCUAGCUAUGGCUACAUGGCUUUCGUGCUGGCCACAUGCAACUACGCGUUUCGCAAGAACCGAACGCGCGACCACGCUGACGACUACCUGGACGGCAUGUAUCGCGUUGAAUCGAAGUUAUUCAAGCUGCCGAAGGCAUUGGAUGGGCCUUUUAUGCCUCUCGACCGCAAGCGUGAAUACGAGACGGCCAGGCGGGAAUGGGCCAACACCGAGCCCCACCAUUCGAUUCCCACCCGAGAAUUGGCCAUCGAUCGUCUGCUCUGGACCGAGCGCCUCUUCGGCCGCGGCAACUUGCCGGAGGAGUUUGAGGAGAAGCGCGACCCGAUCCUGACGGCCUACGACCAUGCGCCGAAA
Mesorhabditis spiculigera is the source of this 705-nucleotide messenger RNA. Lineage: Eukaryota; Metazoa; Nematoda; Chromadorea; Rhabditida; Rhabditidae. The record is from the annotation of a GenBank genome assembly.